Messenger RNA from Microtus ochrogaster (prairie vole), 2403 nucleotides. Its product is annotated as protein ZBED8-like. The record is from RefSeq and is a predicted model, not a curated record. Lineage: Eukaryota; Metazoa; Chordata; Mammalia; Rodentia; Cricetidae.
CCUCCCACCUUCCUCUCUUUGCUGGUCGAUGGUGGGCGUUUCGGAGUUUGCUGUGUCUGGAUGUUGAAUUGUUGAAUAUACAACACUUAGGAUGCCGCGCGGAAGCCGCUCUUCCCGGGUGGCCCCUUCCGUCAGCCGGGCCCCUCAGAUGAGACCUGCUCCCAGACAAGCGCCUGCAGCUCAUCCUCCAGCAACAGCAACUGCACCAUCUGCAGUUGGCUCACCUGCUGCUGCACCUGCUGCUGCACCCCGACAGCCAGGCCUGAUGGCCCAGAUGGCGACCACUGCAGCCGGUGUGACUGUGGGCUCUGCAGUGGGCCACACCCUGGGUCAUGCCGUCACUGGGGCCUUCAGUGGAGGUAGCAGUGCUGAGCCUGCUUACCAGGAGCCCCGGGGAGCCCAGCUCCUGGCCCAGCAGUCUCCUGGACCUUGCUUUCUUGAGAUCAAACAGUUCCUGGAGUGUGCCCAGAACCAGAGUGACGUCAAGCUCUGUGAGGGCUUCAAUGAGGUGUUGUGGCAGUGCAGAAUUGCAAAUGAGGGCCAUCCCCCAAGAGUGGACCGCGUAGAGAAGAAGGUUAAGAACAGAAGAUACAGUGAAGAAUUCUUACGGUAUGGUUUUACCUCAAAAACGACAGCAGGCAUUGAGAAACCGCAGUGUGUUAUUUGUGGGGACGUUCUCUCAGCGGAGUCUAUGAAGCCAAACAAACUGAAACGCCAUUUUGACAGCAAGCACCUGAGCUUUGCCGACAAGGAUAUCAACUAUUUUAGAAGCAAAGCUGAUGAGCUCAAGAAAGCCAGGCUUGACACUGGCAGCAAAUACCCCAAACAGAAUGUCAUAGCCGUUGAGUUUUCCUACUUGGUGGCACUCAGAAUUGCCAGGACUAUGAAGCCUCACAGCUUUGCUGAGGAUUUACUGUUGCCAGAGGCCAAAGACAGUGUUCGAGUUCUGAUCGGAAAGGAAUUUGGUAUGCAGCUGAGUGCGGUUUCCUUAUCUAAUGACACUGUCCGCAGAAGAAUAAAUGACAUGUCUGCCGAUAUUCUUAACCAGGUCAUCCAGGAAAUUAAAUCUGCUCCACUUCCAAUAUUCAGUAUCCAGCUCGAUGAAUCUACAGACGUCGCAAACUGUUCCCAGUUACUGGUUUACGUGAGGUAUAUUAACGACGGCGACUUCAAAGAUGAAUUCCUCUUUUGCAAACCUCUUGAAACAGCAGCCACUGCACAUGAUGUAUUUGACAGAGUUGGUUCAUUUCUGAAGGAACACAAGCUCUCGUGGGAAAUGGUCUGUGGGGUUUGCACCGACGGUGCUCCGGCUAUGCUAGGAUGUCAGUCUGGAUUUCAGCGUUUGGUCCUGAACGAGUCGCCAGAAGUCAUCGGAACUCACUGUAUGGUUCAUCUGCAUGCGUUAGCAAUGAAGACAUUGCCUCAAGACUUAAAAGAAGUCAUGCAAAGCAUCAUCGGUUCUGUCAAUCUUGUCAAGGCGAGCACGUUAAACAGUCGGCUGUUUUCGCAACUGUGCAACGAGUUUGAUGCACCCAACAAAGCUCUGCUAUUUCACACCGAAGGGAGGUGGUUGUCCAAAGGAACUGUUUUAAAAUGUGUUUUUGAGCUUCGUGAUGAACUCAGAAUAUUUUUUAGUCAGAAAGCAAGACCACAGUUCGUUGCACUUUUCAGUGAUCAAUGUGAAUUGCAGAAAAUAGCUUACUUGGUCGACAUCUUUGCUGUCUUGCGUGAAUUAAGUUUAUCACUGCAAGGACCAAAUGCAACAUGCCUCGAUUUGUCUGAAAAGAUCCAGUCAUUCCAAAUGAAGCUUCAGCUUUGGCAAAAAGAGCUGGAAGAAAAUAAAACACACAUGUUGCCUACCCUCUCUGCUUUCUUUGAGGAACAUGACAUUAAACCCUCCGGAAGGACUUCAGUGAUUGUUUCCGUGAAAGAGCACUUGCACGUGCUUGCCGAAGAAAUUUCUUGGUACGUUCCAAGUCUACCUGCCGUCCCAUUUGCCCUUGCUAGAAGCCCGUUCACAGUCAGAGUUGAAGAUGUCCCUGAGACAGCACAAGAGGAAUUUGUCAGACUUAUUAACAGCGAAGCAGCGAGAGCUGACUUCUCUGCGUUGCCACUUACACAGUUCUGGGUCAAGUGUUUGCAAUCCUACCCAGUUCUGUCUGAGACUGUGUUGCGCCUCCUCCUUCCAUUUCCAACAACGUAUCUUUGUGAGACAGGGUUUUCCAACUUGUUGGUUAUCAAGUCCAAAUACAGACGGAGGCUCGCUGUGGAAAAUGAUCUCCGUUGUGCUCUUGCAAAGACUGCCCCGAGAAUUUCUGAUCUAGUGAGAAAGAAGCAAUCUCAGCCUUCACACUAAUGUUGGCGUUGACUUUUUGCUUUUUGUGUGUGUGUGUGUGUGUGUGU